Cajanus cajan (pigeon pea) is the source of this 977-nucleotide messenger RNA. The record is from RefSeq and is a predicted model, not a curated record. NCBI's taxonomy places the organism in Eukaryota, Viridiplantae, Streptophyta, Magnoliopsida, Fabales, Fabaceae.
AUGAGUUUUCUAAAAAUCCUCCUAACAAGUUUUCUUGCAAAACUUGAGAAACUCUUCUUACAAGUUUUGAGGCAAAACUCAGAUUUAGGUCCCCUACGUUAUUUCCUCGGGAUUGAUGUCGCUCAGUCAAAGUACGGUAUUGCUAUUUCUCAGAGAAAAUAUGCCCUUGAUAUUCUAGAAGAGACCAGACUUACAAAUUGUAAGCCAGUUGACACUCCCAUGGAUCCUAAUGUGAAGCUUAUGCCUAAUCAGGGGGAGCCUUAUCCUGACCCAGGGAGAUAUCGGAGAUUAGUGGGCAAAUUGAAUUAUCUCACCAUGACCAGACCUGAUAUAUCCUUUCCUGUCAGCGUUGUAAGUCAGUUUCUUAACUCUCCCUGUGAGAGUCAUUGGCUUGCAGUUGUUCGAAUCCUUAGAUACAUCAAAAGAUCACCAGGAAAAGGACUUGUUUACAAUGAUAGAGGACAUACAAACAUUGUUGGAUAUUCAGAUGCAGAUUGGGCAGGUGAUGCAAGUGAUAGGCGGUCAACAUCAGGCUAUUGUGUCUUCAUGGGUGGUAAUCUUGUCUCAUGGAAGAGUAAAAAGCAAAGUGUUGUUGCACGAUCAAGUACAGAAGCAGAAUAUCGUGCUAUGGCUCACACCACAUGUGAGCUCUUGUGGCUAAAAUUCUUAAUUCAAGAGUUGCAGUUUUGCAAGGUUGGUCAUAUGGAACUAGUUUGUGAUAACCAGUCAGCUUUAUACCUCUCCUCUAAUCCAGUUUUUCAUGAGAGAACAAAGCAUAUAGAGGUUGACUGCCAUUUCAUCAGAGAAAAGAUCCUCUCCGGUAUCAUCAAGACCUCCUCAGUUUGCUCCAAGGAUCAACUUGCAGAUAUCUUUACUAAAUCUUUACGUGGUCCUAGGAUAACAUAUAUAUGUAACAAGCUAGAUGCAUAUGAUAUAUAUGCUCCAGCUUGAGGGGGAGUGUUAAGAUAAUUCUAUAA